AGUGUCUGACGUCACAUUUGGUUGUCAUGGCAACACUUCCUCAAACAGGAGCUGUUAAACGGAGUUUUCUUCUUUCACGUUAUUCUCCAAAUGGAAAGUUUUGGUCUGUCUGUGAGAUAAUCUGUGAUCGAGGUCGUUGUACAGACAUGCUGCUUGGACAGAGGAGAAAAGCUCAGUGUCGGGAAUUUACCGGCCCUACACCUCACUCAGUGGCAGUGCGAGCCAGACAGCCAUCAUGCAGACCCUCUGAUCACCUGAUCGUUGAACGAAGGAAGCAGGAGGCUGCUCGCAACAAUGUGCUGCAGUUUACCAAGGACCAAAGUGCCUGUGAUCUGAGAAUAGACUGGGAAAAGAACACCGAGCAGAGGAUGGUGUCGGCCACUAUUGAGCGGCGCGUCCAGAAGGCAAUGGAACAGUAUGAGAUGAGCAUUGAUGAACGGAGAGAAAGGCUGCGUAAAAUGCUACAAUCUGAGGAGAGAGAAUUGUUGCAAGAGAUGGAUGCAAAGAAAGACACUGUGAUUGAAAGGCAAACCAGGAUGCGCGAGAGAGCGAAGUAUCUGCAGGAGAAAAGAGAAAGCGAGAGGAAGAAGGUGGUUGCUGAGAAGCUUGAUCAACUCUUCAGAGAGCAGAGUGAGGAGUUGCGGGCUGUGCACACGCGCCGGCACCAGGACCAGGUCUACACAGAGCGUGCAGCACAGAUCCAAUCACGCCGAGAAGAGAGUCGACUGCAGCAGGAGGAAGAAAUGCUGUUUGCACAGCUGUGGGAAGGAGAUCGCCUGGCCAAAGAGCAGCGUGAGAACCUGCAGGCUCAACGUCAGAGAGAGAACAACUUGCAGCAGCUGGCUUUCCUGCGCAUUCAGAUGGAGGCUGCAGAGCAACAGAAACUGCAAGCCAAACAGCUCAAAGAUGAAGAGGCCCAGUUACUGCGAGAUCAGAGGGAGAUGUUGCGUCUGGAAGAGCAGCGGGAACACAGACAGAAGCUCCAGAAUCAGGAGAACCGGCGCAAGCAGCUAGACACCUCACUGCGUCUGAAAAUGAAACGUCUGGCACGAGAACAGCAGGAGGAGCUGGCAUUAGACAUGAGCAUCCUUGAGCAGCUGCUCACACAGGCGAAGGACGAGAAAAAAGAAGAGGCUCUGAGGAAGAUGGAGCUGCGUGAGGAACAGCACAGGUAUCGUCAGUACCUGGCGGAGCAGAUGGAGGAGCAGAAACAGCAUGAGGCAGAGACGGAGCAGCUGAUGGAGGCUGAGCUGCAGCAGACGUGGAAGCGCAGGGCUGAGAAAAACCGUCUAGAGAAAGAAGCCAGAGACCGGCUUAUGAAGGAUGUGCUGGAAACACGGCGCUUACAAAUUCAGGAAAAGUUGGAGAGGAAUGCUCAGAAACAGGCUGAACUGGCUAAGGAGAGAGACGAGCUGAAUAGAAUCAUCCAGGAACACAAGCUGCUGGACGAACAGGAAAAAACACGUCUCAGGGAAGCAUGUCAGGAAUAUAAAGCUGGUCUGUCAGCUCAGAUUUUGGACAAGCAGCGCCUGUGUGAGGUCAAGAAGGCAGAGAACGACCGGGAGGUCCAAAGGAGUCGAAUGGACCAGGAGAAAUACAGUCAAAAGGUGCAGGAAAUCCUGUCCAGGCCGACGUCACACACCACCGCAGUUCACCCUUUCAGAAGAAGAAGGGAUCGACCAACGAGUAACAAAACCUGAAAUCAAUAGCGUGAUUUUAAACUGCGAAUAGCUCUCAGUGAAAAAUUCUAAGUGAGCUCCUGCACCUAAUAGUUAUAUAGGGUGAUAUACAGUAUCUGGAUUGUGAUUAAGAUGUGCUAAGCAAAAUAAAAACUUUCCUCUGUACUAUUUUUGGUCUGGAUUAUAACAAGUUUCUUCUGAAUUGCACUGUAGUUUGUUUGUGCAGCGAUAUUUUCAAAACGUGUCUGACUUGACUGACUAGAUUUUAACAAGGUUAAUUAUUUAAGGGUUAAGUUAAAGGUUUUGUUAAGGGUUUGAAUCAUUUCUCAAUGCGAAUAAAAGUCAUUCUUUUUCCUCUUACAUUAUACCUAAUGUAAUAUUGAGACUCUUUUCAUGAUGUCAUGACUUCCCUAGCAACUUUUAUGUUUGCUUAUGUCAAUCACAAUAAUGUGUAAACCGGCCACGCCCCCAGAAUGCACAGGUUCUUGAACUAGAGCUAAGAGAACAUCUAGAUGAUGUUAAUCCCAAGACUUGUAUUUGCAUAAAUGAGUUUACGCCUAAAUU
This is a messenger RNA of Hemibagrus wyckioides, 2243 nucleotides long. It is a transcript of the gene cfap53, whose product is annotated as cilia and flagella associated protein 53. Lineage: Eukaryota; Metazoa; Chordata; Actinopteri; Siluriformes; Bagridae. The record is from RefSeq and is a predicted model, not a curated record. The transcript has 8 exons. Bases 27 to 1700 code for a protein of 557 amino acids.